AUGUUCAACUCUCCAGACGGCGGCGGCUUGACGGCCGCUGAGACCAAGGUCGCCCGUAAAUGGCGAGGGAAGCUCUUCUCCCGCGACAAAGACAUCAAGUUGACCUCCAGAGACGAGCAGAUUGACGAUUUCCUGGCGUCUUCGCGCCCGCCCGUCCGCCAUGACGUACACCACGUACAGCCGCCACCGCAACAGACACAACCAGCACCUGGAUCUCACCCUGCGUCGGCCAGGAAUCCGCCCAGACUAGACGUCUCUGUCUCGCAGCGAUGGCCUGGUGCUGCAUCGUCGCCAAUCUCUAACCCUACAAACAGCUUCUCGCCCGUGGAUCGUCGGGGAAACGGGGCCGGACACGCCUUUGGAAGCCCUGGUGGUGCCGGUGCAGGUACUGGUUCUGCCAUCGGGAAUGGGAAUGGAAGCGGCAUGAAGAAGAAGCGACGACGAUGCGAGGGUCUACGGGUUACCUUCUGCGAUAAACCGCCGGCCGUCAUGGGCGAGGGAGGCGAGGAGGCCGACGCUCCCACGCAGGAGAUAUCGCUUUAUCGUGCACGCUCCAAUUCGUCCACAUCACAAUUCACAGACGGGGCUGAUGGAGGUUCUUCAGACUCGGGAUACCACGCUGGUUCCCCGGAUACAGCAAGACAGCCGACGUUGCCUUCAUUUGCCGUCUCGGGCCCAGGAGCUGAUGCAGGCGAAGAUGGGUUCAGGGCCAAGAAGCAGACAUCGCCAGACAUGCGCAAUGCACAAAACUCGGAUUUUCUCUUAUCAAUCAGUGCGCAGCCUAAAGGGUCACGGCUGUCAUGGAGGGAUACGAGCGAGGAGUCCUCCUUUGCAGAGCGGAUACGGGCCAAGAUGAGAGAUGAGGAAGGGUUGGCGAUGAAGAAGGCCCUGGGCGGUUCACAGACGGCUGAGCCGAUGGAACAGGAACACCAACGCUCCCCUGAGAAGACUAUGCCUGGGAGCUAUGGCAGGGACCGUGAGAGGGAUCGUGACAGAGAUUACGAUCGAGACUACGACAGGAAUCGUGCAAGGGAUCAUGAUCGAGACUAUGAUAGGAACCGUGACAGGGAUUAUGAUAGGAACCGUGAUAGAGAUCCCGAUCGAGGAUACGGUAGAGACCGCGAUAGAGGUGGUGGCUACGAUAGGGUUGUUGACAGGAGCCAUGGCAGGGAACCUGAACGACGUGAUAACCAUGAAAAGGACUACGACAAAAGUGGUGGCCAAUCAGGGAGCCCUCAGGAACCGGCCAGCGCGAAAUCUGGUCUAUCCUUCUGGAGCAGCGUCAUGGCUGCAUUGCCAGACGAAAAGAACAAGUCACCCGAUAGAUACUCUCCUCCACCGAAUCUAGCUCGUACUAAAAGCGUGAAACAACCAUCUCCGCCUCCCUAUGUCCGAACGGAAUCCAAACAAGGAUUUCACAAUGAGACACCACAGCCUGACAGACUACAGCCCGAGAGACCGGCGGACAUGGGCCACCAUUCCAAGAAUUCCUCCACCUCGUCAGCCAAACUGAGGAACAUGGCUAAUAUGGUUGGAGAUGCUGCAUUGGCCGAAUUCUCAACAUACGUUGACCAGUAUACUCCGCUCUUCUCGCGGGCUGCAGAAAACGUGAAACCCAUGAUGGAAACGUCUCUUUCGGAGUGGGUUCGUGCCAGCGUAUGGUGGUUCAUCAAGGGCAGAGCAGAGCUAGAAGCCUUCAUGCGCACUCGGCCGUCUCCCAAUCCAGCCAACGGAAGGCAAUCGCCAGUAACGGAACAGUCGCAACAAGCUAUCGUCAACUUGGCCAAGGCAUGGUGGAUCAGUCAACAGCUCAUCCCCCAGCACCCAGAGCUUGCCAAAUUUGGUAGAAUGAAGCCAGAUAUGCUACUUGCAAUGGCGCAGUCGAUGAGCAACGAUACCCUUGUCAGUCAUAUCAGCAUCCAUCAAGCUAUCAUCAGCCACCUGCGUGCCUUGUCCAUGUCCAUGCAACGGAACAGGAUCAUUCCUUCACCCACAGAUCAGUCCGUCGGACUAUCACAGCACAUCGACACCUCUAUUUGGAUCCGAUACCCGUUCUUCGCGCCGGGUAUAUCGUCCGUGCUUUCAGGCUCAGGUUCAAGGUCCAUGCUGGUAGACCACUCUACCAAAAAACCCGAUAUAGGCGAGACGAUGCCCAUAAGUGACACAAACCGUCACUUCUGCUAUGGCCGAAUGUUUGUCGAAGUCUGUCUUAGUUCCAGCGAUGAUGACCAAGAGCAAUAUGCCAUACCGUGCAUGCUAUCCAUAACCCGCGACAGGUCAGAUUGGCACGUCAUUGCAACACUCACAAGCCAAAACGAGCUCGUCAACUUGACCAUACAGACUGAUAAGAAACAGGGCCCAACGUGGUCCGAUAUCGACUGGCAAGUUCGCUUUAACUCUCUCACCCUUCGCCUCCCCCGCGGAUUUGAACUAGACAUCAAGUUCCAGGAAGCGGAUUUCAAAAUGCUUUGGAAAAUCGUCGAAUAUACGCGCAAAGUACAAGAGGAUAUGAAACCCACCGCUGGAGAAAGGAUGGUGUUCGCUGAUAUCCUUAAAGUCUUCCAAUAUACGGAGAGCUCACCGAACAAGACAUUCCCUGCCGAACCUACCCAACGCUGCAGGAUACAGCUAUUUGAAAAGACGGUCAAAAUCACCGAGGGGACAGGCACACGCGAAUCACACCGCGGUUUCCGCUUCUUCGCCGUCACCAGUCCCAAGGUGAAAACUCUCAGUAGCGUCUCGCAUGUUCUGGGAGGCGGCGCCCCUAUCACAUUCGGCUACCUACGUGGUGACGACGGGGCACCAGCAAUGAUGCUCAAACACUUUGAGAAAGGCGUCGAGCACUCCAUGCUACUUACUUUUCAGGACACCGAAGUUCGCGCAAACAUGCACUCUUUGCUCAUCGGUAUCGCAACGUCGGAGUCAGAAGCGAAGUCGCCCGACCUCUCCCUACAGUCGUUUUCAAUGAUACAAGGCAUCGAUCCGCUUGGAAACUCCGGCGGCAGCACCGGUUCCCGAACAACCUAUCUGAAAUUCGACAAUUGUACUGCAUCUGUCAUCAACACGAGGCCAGUAAACAAGCAAGGCGUGCCAUGUACCGUCCUCUCAGAGCGACUGCGUGUCUUCGUCAGUUCAAGCUGGGGCUCCGUUACGGAUAGGAUUAACAUUGGGCCUGGCGAUUUGAAAAUAAGCCUUGAUAUUAAUGUUCCCACUGUGUUGAGCGUGAUUAGGCCGCCGCAGCAAGAUUUGGCGGUUGCUGUAGCGGAGAAUAUGAUUCCAAAGGAGGUACCAUCGCAGAUGACAGAUAUGCUUGCCGUUUCGAGAGUGAAGCCGAUUAUUAGGAAGUACAAAUUCUCGACGCUACAAGACAUGCAUCAAUUCCAGCAAGGCAUCACCGGAUUCAAAGUUUUGUUUGACGGGUAUGCAUCGAUGUUCGCCAUCGCCCGCCGACGCAUGGUAGUCCCCAUCUACAAGAAAUGGGAAGCCUCCCGAGCCCGUCUCCAAAUCAUCCAACAAGAGAAGAACGUCCAACUAGUCGCCUUCCUAGCCGGAUUCAGUCAUGGCAGGAGCAUGAAUUUCGUCCUCAAGAGCACCGAUAACUUUGAAAGUUUCAACCGCUCAGGUAAAUAUGGCAUUAAGAUUGUUGAUGCCAAGUUUGCGCUGCCCAAGAACAGCGAUGAUGAGUCGGCCGAUUACGUCUGCUUGGAUAUGCCGGAAUAUCCUGGCGAGCAUGACGAUAUCACUAUUGGCUUUGACUCGGAGAAUGAUCGGUAUAAUUUCCAAUCGGCAGUGCCUGGUACCAGUUAUCUGGCUGUCGUAUAUCCUCAUAUAUCAACAAUCAUCUAUACCGCUGGACUGGAGGUAUAUAUCAUGGCAGAGGAAAUCCAGAAUAGCUUCGCCAGGAUGGACUUGGAAGGGAGGGGCAGGUCAACUAUUGCUCUACACGCCGAUGACCCCCUGAAUAACGUCACGGACGUGUCUCCUCCAAUUCACUUGUCUACGACCUUUAGAUACACAGACAACCCUGACGAGCUGGUUCCCGAGUCUGAGAUCGAUCAUGGGAAGCAAGAGAUCAACAAGUUCGUCUACUCCCGCUGCAGUGCACCGAACAGCACCCGCUUCGAGACCAUCCUCUCCCCGCUGGUGAACGGACACUGUCUCGCAUAUUCAUCUGGUCUCUCGGCCCUGCACGCUGCCCUAGUGUUCUUCAACCCACGCCAUAUCGCCAUCAGGGGGGGAUACCAUGGUAGUCACGGUGUGAUUAGUGUCCUUUCACGUCUCACAGGCUUGAAGAAGCUAGAUAUUGACUGUCCCGCCGAAGAGCUGGAGAAAGGCGAUGUCAUCCUCGUCGAGACACCUCUCAACCCCCAUGGCACCGCUUCUAAUAUAGAGCAUUAUGUGAAGAAGGCCCACUCACGAGGAGCAUAUGUUCUCGUCGAUAGCACGUUCGGGCCACCUGGUCUUCAGGAUCCGUUCAAAUGGGGCGCAGACAUGGUCAUGCAUUCAGGUACCAAGUACCUCGGAGGCCACAGUGACAUGCUGUGUGGUGUGCUAGUCACCCAGCGCAAGGACUGGUACGCAUCUCUCUUUGAAGACAGACUAUUUAUCGGCAGUGUCAUGGGCAACCUAGAGUCCUGGCUGGGUAUUCGAAGUCUGAGAACGCUGGAGAUCCGUGUCCAGCGACUGAGUCAGAAUGCCACCAGCCUCGUAUCCUGGCUCGAUGCUGCUCUGCACAAGGGCAAGGAAGGUGCAUCUGAGACUACUGUCACAGUCACAGACGAGGAGGCCAACCUUGUCCAAAGGACGGUGGCUAGCGUCACCCAUUCCAGUCUACAGAAGGACGAUAUGGAAUGGCUAUCAAAGCAGAUGCCCAACGGGUUUGGGCCGGUCUUCUCUAUCAUGAUGAAAGAAGAGAAGUUUGCACGCGACUUCCCAUCGAAGCUGCACUUCUUCCAUCAUGCUACUAGUCUUGGUGGCGUGGAGUCGCUCAUUGAAUGGCGUGCGAUGAGUGAUGCUACGGUCGAGAGAGAACUACUCAGGGUCAGUGUUGGGUUGGAGAACUGGGAGGACCUGAAGGCCGAUAUAGUUGCCGGGUUGAAGGCCAUUGUCGAGGCAUAG
Arthroderma uncinatum is the source of this 5118-nucleotide messenger RNA. RefSeq lists its product as uncharacterized. Gene Ontology annotation, biological process: transsulfuration. The transcript is spliced from 6 exons. Gene Ontology annotation, cellular component: cytoplasm. NCBI's taxonomy places the organism in Eukaryota, Fungi, Ascomycota, Eurotiomycetes, Onygenales, Arthrodermataceae. Bases 1 to 5118 code for a protein of 1705 amino acids. The record is from RefSeq and is a predicted model, not a curated record. Gene Ontology annotation, molecular function: carbon-sulfur lyase activity; pyridoxal phosphate binding.